Messenger RNA from Drosophila persimilis, 2635 nucleotides. It is a transcript of the gene nonA, whose product is annotated as protein no-on-transient A. Gene Ontology annotation, cellular component: nucleus. The transcript is spliced from 5 exons. Gene Ontology annotation, biological process: regulation of DNA-templated transcription. NCBI's taxonomy places the organism in Eukaryota, Metazoa, Arthropoda, Insecta, Diptera, Drosophilidae. The record is from RefSeq and is a predicted model, not a curated record. The coding region runs from base 43 to 2133 and encodes 696 amino acids. Gene Ontology annotation, molecular function: RNA binding.
UUUUAUAUUUUGUUUUUCUCGCGUCGCUACAAGUAUUCUAAAAUGGAAACUAUCAUUUUGGAUGGGCCCAGUGCUACACCUUUGCCGCAACGCCAGCAGAGGGGCAACAAUCCGGCCAAUAAAGUUAUUGGCAAGCACACUGCACCGAAACAAAAUGAUGGCCCCGAUGGCAGUCCAGCUGAAAAGAAGCCACGGUUUGGUGGCUCCAACAACCAGAAUGGCGGUCCUGCCGGUGGUGGUGCCGCUGGUGGUGGCCAGAAUCAAAAUAAGAAUUUCGGAAACAAGGGUGGAUUCGGCGGCAAUCGCAAUCGCAAUCGUGGAGGAAACCAAAAUAGACAAAAUUUUCAGGGUCCAAAUAACGCAAAUCAAAAGUCUACCACUAAUGAAGCAGUGAAGCCGGACGCCGGAAAUGUCGCUGAGAAAGUUAAUGAAUCUGUGGCUGUAAUUCAGCAGCCAGCUCCCAAUGCAAACCAAGGUCCAGGGCAGGGUCAAGGACAAGGGCAAGGUGGUUUCCGCGGUGGUCCGCGCGGCGGCGGAGGAGGAGGCGUUGGCAAUAACCAAGGAGGUGGCGGCGGCGGCAAUCAUCCGGGAGGUGGCGGUGGCGGCAAUCAUCCAGGAGGCGGUAACAAUCAUCUAGGAGGCGGUGGCCAUCAUCCAGGAGGCGGUGGCAAUCACCAGGGAGGCGGCGGCGGUGGCCAGCAACAGCAGCGUGAUCGCGGUAAUCGCGGUGGCGGCGGUCAACGAUCGGGCGGUGGCCAAGGCGGACCCAACAUGAGCAUGAUGGGCGGCGGUGGUGGCGGUCCCCGCGGAGGCGGUGGCGGCGGCGGCGGUGAUGAUUUCUUUAUUGGCCAACGUCUGCGGGCUAUAGCUGGACCCACACUGGAGCUGCCACCCGUAGAGGUGCCCGAGGAGACGAAAUUCUCUGGACGCAAUCGCCUGUAUGUGGGCAAUCUUACCGGCGACAUCACCGACAACGAGCUGCGCGAAAUGUUCAAACCAUUCGGGGAGAUUGGCGAAAUCUUCUCCAACAUUGAGAAGAACUUUACAUUCCUUAAGGUCGAUUAUCAUGUGAAUGCCGAGAAAGCCAAGCGCGCCCUGGACGGUUCACUGCGCAAGGGACGCCAGCUACGCGUCCGUUUCGCGCCCAAUGCAACCAUCUUGCGCGUGAGCAAUCUCACACCGUUCGUGUCCAACGAGUUGCUGUACAAAUCUUUCGAGAUAUUCGGUCCCCUCGAACGGGCCAGCAUAACUGUUGACGAUCGCGGCAAGCAUACGGGCGAGGGUAUCGUCGAGUUUGCCAAGAAGUCGUCAGCCAGCGCCUGUCUGCGUUUGUGCAAUGAGAAGUGCUUCUUUUUGACGGCCUCACUGCGGCCCUGCCUGGUGGAGCCCAUGGAGGUGAAUGACGACAACGAUGGUCUGCCCGAGAAGGCCCUCAACAAGAAGCUGCAGGACUUCAAUCAGGAGCGUAGCGUUGGGCCACGCUUUGCCGAUCUCAAUUCGUUUGAGCACGAGUACGGCUCCCGUUGGAAGCAGCUGCACGAUCUGUACAAGAGCAAGCAGGACGCCCUUAAGCGCGAGCUCAAAAUGGAAGAAGACAAGCUAGAAGCUCAGAUGGAGUACGCUCGGUAUGAGCAAGAGACUGAGCUCCUGCGUCAAGAGCUGAGAAAGCGAGAAGUGGACAACGAACGGAAGAAGAUGGAGUGGGAAAUGCGCGAGAAGCAGGCCGAGGAUAUGCGCAAGCGCGAUGAGGAUACUAUGCGUCGCCAUCAGAGCGAAAUGCAGACACGCAUGGUGCGUCAGGAGGAGGAUAUGCGUCGUCGCCAGCAGGAGAACACGUUGUUCAUACAGGCACAGCAGCUAAACUCGCUGCUCGAUCAGCAGGAGGGCUGCGGCGGUGGCGGUGGAAACAACUCUAGCUUUGACAAUUUCGGAGGCAGCAGUUCUCCCUUUGAAGUUUUUAGAGGCAACAAUAACAAUUCAACCAUGACUGGAAAUAACUCUGGUCCCGGCGGACCCAACAAACAGGACUCCUUCGCAUUUGAAUUUGGGGUUAACAAUAUGAACCAAGGCGGCAAUCAGCGCGGAAAUAAUGGCGGAGGAAAUAAUGUCCCAUGGGGACGUCGUCGUUUUUAAGACAAAAACACAACUGGAUUAAUCAUAUAUAUGCACACACACAAACACACACAUAAACAUAAAAUGCGGAUGAUAUAGUUAAACACUUAGUCUUGACAUUUUCCCUCCUGUCGCGAGUGAAAUAUUCGAAACAUUAAAACAUUAAUUUUGUCUGUUGACAGAAAAAAAAAAAUAAGCCAGCGUCUUUUAUCUUUAGUAAACUGAAAUGCUUAGAUUUAAUACUGUCACACGAUCCCCAACAAAAAAUAAUAAAAUAAUCAAAACGUCGAUCGAUCGGAUUGAUAACCAAGGAAGCCAAGCGAAACGAUGAAGAAACGCAUGCAAGAAAUGCCCCGCGUGCAGCGUGAGAAAAGGGAGAAACAGAUGCAUUGAAAGAUAAUUCCCAUCCCAUUUUAACCAUUAUGUACAUCUAUUUAAUCAUAUGAUAAUUUUAGAGAUAUAUAGUGACUAUAUUCUGCAGUAUGUCUACCUUUCUUAUUUUUUUUUUGUCUAUCAUUCGAUU